UCUGGUUCCCAGGGUCAGACACCGGAAGUGGCGGUCCCGGCCCACGGCUUCUUCGGGAAGGCAAAUUCCCGCCGCUCCCCGGCGGCAGUCCGCGAGCCCUCAGAAGUCUGGGAACAUGGAGGCCGCGCGCCCUCCCCCGGCGGCGGGGAAGUUCGUCGUGGUGGGCGGUGGCAUCGCGGGCGUCUCUUGUGCGGAGCAGUUGGCAAUUCACUUUCCAUCAGAAGAGAUUCUCCUGUUAACAGCUUCUCCUGUUAUUAAAGCAGUUACCAAUUUCAAGCAGAUUUCUAAAGUAUUGGAAGAGUUUGAUGUUGAAGAACAACCAAGUACCAUGUUAGAAAACCGCUUUCCCAACAUUAAAGUUAUAGAAUGUGGAGUAAAGCAACUGAAGAGUGAAGAACAUUGCAUUUUAACAGAAGAUGGCAGUCAGCACAUAUAUAAGAAACUCUGUCUGUGUGCUGGAGCUAAACCAAAGUUGAUAUGUGAAGGAAAUCCUUAUGUAUUAGGAAUUCGUGAUACAGAUAGUGCGCAGGAAUUUCAGAAACAGCUUACGAAUGCUAAAAGAAUAAUGAUCAUAGGGAAUGGUGGUAUCGCACUUGAAUUAGCGUAUGAAGUCGAAGGUUGUGAAGUAAUUUGGGCCAUUAAAGAUAAGGCUAUUGGGAAUACUUUCUUCGAUGCAGGAGCAGCUGAAUUCUUGACCUCAAAGCUCAUUGCUGAAAAACCAGAGGCUAAAAUUGCACAUAAAAGAACCAGAUAUACAACUAAAGGAAAGAAAAAGGAAGCAGGAACCAACAUUAAUGCUGGUAAUGUAGGCAGUGCCUUAGGACCUGAUUGGCAUGAAGGCUUAAAUCUUAAAGGAACAAGAGAGUUUUCUCAUAAGAUUCACAUUGAAACUAUGUGUGAAGUAAAGAAUAUCUAUCUUCAGAAGGAAUUUAGAAUCUCUAAGAAAAAGUCCUUGACAUUUCCAAGAGACCAUCAAAAUGAGUUAGUUACAACUGAUAAAGAGAUAUGGCCUGUGUAUGUGGAGCUGACCAACGAAAAGAUAUAUGGCUGUGAUUUCAUUGUCAGUGCUACAGGAGUUACACCAAAUAUAGAACCUUUUCUCUGUGGCAACAAUUUUGAUCUAGGAGAAGACGGUGGCCUGAGAGUGGAUGAUCAUAUGCACACAUCCCUUCCUGAUAUCUAUGCUGCAGGUGACAUCUGUACUGCUUCCUGGCAACCCAGCCCAUUCUGGCAGCAGAUGAGGCUGUGGACCCAGGCUAGACAGAUGGGAUGGUACGCAGCGAAGUGCAUGGCUGCAGCUAGUUUAGGAGAGUCCAUCGACAUGGAUUUCAGCUUCGAACUUUUUGCUCAUGUAACAAAGUUUUUUAACUAUAAGGUUGUAUUGCUGGGAAAAUACAAUGCACAGAGCUUGGGUUCAGAUCAUGAAUUAAUGCUGAGAUGUACCAAAGGACAAGAAUACAUCAAAGUCGUCAUGCAGAAUGGACGAAUGAUGGGAGCUGUCUUAAUUGGUGAAACCAAUUUAGAAGAAACAUUUGAAAACUUGAUAUUAAACCAGAUGAAUCUUUCAUCAUAUGGAGAAGAUCUACUAGAUCCAAACAUUGAUAUAGAAGAUUAUUUUGACUAAAAAGAGCACUUCAAGAACCACAUAGUUUCAAAUAAGACAGAAUGUCAAGUCAAUGAUGUGAAGGACUGCACUGAUUUAACGGUGACCACACUGAAGUUAAAAACACACAGGUGAUAAUGAUUUUAGUGGAAAAGUAUUUAAAAAUAAAAUUCUAAAGAUGAAGUCA
This is a messenger RNA of Myotis myotis, 1790 nucleotides long. RefSeq names its product pyridine nucleotide-disulphide oxidoreductase domain 1 (gene PYROXD1). Gene Ontology annotation, molecular function: flavin adenine dinucleotide binding; oxidoreductase activity. The record is from RefSeq and is a predicted model, not a curated record. The transcript has 12 exons. Bases 116 to 1624 code for a protein of 502 amino acids. NCBI's taxonomy places the organism in Eukaryota, Metazoa, Chordata, Mammalia, Chiroptera, Vespertilionidae.